Molecule: messenger RNA, 1716 nt
Organism: Rhagoletis zephyria (snowberry fruit fly)
Lineage: Eukaryota; Metazoa; Arthropoda; Insecta; Diptera; Tephritidae
Source: RefSeq, a predicted model, not a curated record
AUGGCUCAGAAUCCACUUGAUCUAGAGAAGCGAUAUGAUGUGAUUGUGACUAGCUCUGACCUGACGAGUUCACUGGUCGCUGCAGCAGUGUCUCGGGCAGGCAAAAAGGUGCUCCAUCUUGAUCCCUAUGAUCGCUAUGGGCAGGAAUGGGCUGCUUUGAAGCUUUUUGAUGUUAUUGCUGCGCCAGCUUUGCUUAUCAAAGAGCACCCGCUUCCGGAGAAUGUUCCUGUGGAUUGCGUCGCUACAACUCCACCUUCCCUCAUCAGCAAUGUCCACCUUGAAGCACCAGUUUUCGAGGAUGCUACCACUGGAAAGGCAUUUUUGACGGAUUUUGGCCGAACACCCCCAGAUGAUGUUAUUGAUCGAUUUUUUAACGAAUUUUAUCCAAAGCUAAAGCAAGCAAAGUCGUCAACGGAGGUCAAAGAGGUGCUGACAAUGCUUAAGGAAGAGUUGAGCAGCUUGAAUGCUUUUGACAAUUCCUUUUCUAUUGAUCUGACGCCAAGAUUUAUCUUCAGUAUUGGUGAAAUGGUGGACAUUCUCAUUCGCUCCAACGUCACGCGAUACCUCGAGUUUCGAAAAAUUGCUCGCAUUCUAACGCCCCUGGCAAAGCGUGAAGGUGAGGAGAGUAAUAACUUUGCACCUGGUUCCACCUUCAAGUUGAUCAACGUACCUUGCGUUCGAAAAGACGUCUUCAUGUCGAAAACCAUCUCAUUGAUAGAGAAGCGUCUUUUGAUGCUUUUCCUUGACUUUAUCAAAAACGCCUCUUCGACUAAAGCUACUUCGGAAAAGACGGUUCCCGAACUGACCCAACCUUUCAGCGAAUGUCUGGCAGAGCAAAAGAUGACUCCAAAGCUCUGUGAUCUACUCGUCCACUCGGUGCUCAUGGUAGAGCGCAGCGACUUGAUCAACACCAGCGAAGCUCUGGCCAAGAUUGGACGUUUCAUGUCGGCCAUUGGUCGCUUUGCCGAUCGUCCCUAUCUCAUUCCCACCUACGGCACUGAUGAUCUCGUGCAAGCCUUCUGCCGCUACUCGGCCAUCUACGGAGCAACGUACUGCCUGAACAGUGUUGUACAGAGUCUGAAAAUUGACGACCAAGGCGAGGGUGGAAAGAAGCUGGUGAGCAGUGUCAACCUGAUGAUGGAGCGCGAGGGGGCCAUUUCGGUUGAAUGUGAUCACCUGGUGACCAACUAUCAAUUUCCGACCGUCUCACAACAGUCCCCGUCAGAGAAGUCUCUGCAGGCACUCUCUCGGGCCAUCGUCUGCAGCCGACAGUCUAUCUGUGCUGAUGGCCUGGCCGAAUACGAGAAUACCAGUGUGCUUUACCUUCCACCAGAGAUGGUCGGCUCAAGAUCGGCCGUGUACGUCUUUGAGACGGACAAGUCGACAAACGCUUGUCCGAAGGGCCUUUACAUUCAGUUUUUCUGGUGUGAUGCCACUCUGACGGCGGUCGAAGACCUCAAGCCUGUCAUCGAGAAGCUGUACAGUGCCAGGGUGGGGACAGAUUCCGAAGACAGCUGCGAACCGCCUCUCUGGUCUCUGUACUUUACCCAAUCAACGGAGAAGCCCUAUUCAGGCACUCAGCCCCUGGCGGAGAACCUGCACCACAUCUCACCACCUGUGAAUGAGCUGGACUUUGAAGCUGUCGUCGCCGAAGCAAAGGCAAUCUUUGAGAAAAUGUACCCAGAAGAGAAGCGAACACUCGAGUCGUGGUCGUGA